CCCCGCCCCCUGCGUCGGCGUCUUCCUUUCCCUCCCUGACGCCGCUGAGGUCGCACGCGUGAGGCUUGUCCGCCGCCGAGAUGCGCUACGUCGCUUCCUACCUGCUGGCUGCCCUCGGGGGCAACCCCUCCCCCGGCGCCAAGGACAUCAAGAAAAUCCUGGACAGCGUCGGCAUCGAGGCGGACGACGACCGGCUCAACAAGGUCAUCAGUGAGCUGAAUGGAAAAAACAUCGAAGAUGUCAUUGCCCAGGGCAUUGGCAAGCUUGCCAGCGUGCCUGCCGGUGGGGCUGUGGCCGUCUCUGCCGCCCCAGGUGCUGCAGCUCCUGCUGCUGGUUCUGCCCCCGCUGCAGCAGAGGAAAAGAAAGACGAGAAGAAGGAGGAGUCUGAAGAAUCAGAUGAUGACAUGGGAUUUGGCCUAUUUGAUUAAAUUCCUGCUCCCCUGCAAAUAAAGCCUUUUUGUGUAUCC
Molecule: messenger RNA, 467 nt
Organism: Propithecus coquereli (Coquerel's sifaka)
Lineage: Eukaryota; Metazoa; Chordata; Mammalia; Primates; Indriidae
Gene: RPLP2
Product: ribosomal protein, large, P2
Exons: 5
Coding region: 81-428 (115 amino acids)
Biological process (GO): cytoplasmic translational elongation
Cellular component (GO): cytosolic large ribosomal subunit; ribosome
Molecular function (GO): structural constituent of ribosome
Source: RefSeq, a predicted model, not a curated record